This is a messenger RNA of Andrographis paniculata, 868 nucleotides long. RefSeq lists its product as uncharacterized. The record is from RefSeq and is a predicted model, not a curated record. Gene Ontology annotation, biological process: protein folding in endoplasmic reticulum; autophagosome assembly. The transcript is spliced from 5 exons. Bases 202 to 564 code for a protein of 120 amino acids. Gene Ontology annotation, cellular component: EMC complex; endoplasmic reticulum; membrane. NCBI's taxonomy places the organism in Eukaryota, Viridiplantae, Streptophyta, Magnoliopsida, Lamiales, Acanthaceae.
CAAAAACAUCAACCCCACCCACAUCCCACAUCCGCAAACCUGCCCUGCCCUGCAUCUGCUGCAUCCGAGUCUUGCUGCUCGCCUGCGACCGGAAAACUCACCUAGAUCGAUCCACUGCUCCGUCGUCUCCCGCCGUCGAGGUAUUUGAUAUCUGGACUCGCUGGUUCCUUACUGCCUCCUUCGGUCUUGGUGGAUAUUGCAAUGGCAAUCCAUGAAGAUUCUAGUCCCCAAAACAAGAAAUCAAGUGAUUCCUUGGAUGAGAUACAGGCUUUGAAUGCUGAAAAUUUGCAAAACAACGCAAGAAUCAUCAAUUACAGCCGUACAUUCAUGUCUAUCAUAGGCGGAGUUAUUGCAGGGAUUUUGGGAUUCACUGGCUUGAUGGGAUUCGUUUUCUAUUUCUUUGUUAUGGCAAUAACUACGGCAGGACUUGCAGCAAAGACUGGGUUUGCUGUUCAUUCUUAUUUUGAUAGCUGGAACCGGAUUGCACUAGAUGGCAUUCUAGGUGGACUUAUGUCGUUCGUGCUAUUCUGGACAUUUGCAUACGAUAUGGUGCAUAUUUUCUGAAGAAUCCAAGAAGGAAGGCUGUUUCAGAGUGCAAGGACUAUUGGAACUCUCUUUUUGAGCACCGCGAACACUCUCCAAUGUACUUUUGGUGCGGUUGAUAUGAUUUUGAUAUAUAUAUUAUAUAUAUAAAUAUGUCAUAAUGAAAGAUUGGCUGCCUUAAAGUGAAGAAUGUACUUGUUGGGUAACUGAAUUUGAAACUGUAUUCUCGCUUAGUGAUAGAUCAUUGUUGGGUAUUGCUGACAAUAAUUGUUAGGUAGCCAGCAAGUGUUGGGUGAGUUGAUUUGUCUUAAGGCAAGUUCCAGAA